Beauveria bassiana ARSEF 2860 is the source of this 1251-nucleotide messenger RNA. Its product is annotated as protein kinase domain-containing protein. Bases 1 to 1251 code for a protein of 416 amino acids. NCBI's taxonomy places the organism in Eukaryota, Fungi, Ascomycota, Sordariomycetes, Hypocreales, Cordycipitaceae. The record is from RefSeq and is a predicted model, not a curated record. Gene Ontology annotation, molecular function: ATP binding; protein kinase activity. Gene Ontology annotation, biological process: regulation of mRNA processing; spliceosomal complex assembly; protein phosphorylation. The transcript is spliced from 2 exons.
AUGUCCGCGGAGCCGAAAUACCAAUGGAUCGACGGGGCUGAGCAUCUCCCCAAUUAUUCGCCUGGAGGCUAUCACCCCGUAGAGAUUGGGACCGUUCUGAAUGGCAGGUACCGCGUGAUAGACAAGCUUGGCUACGGGGGCUGGUCAACGGUAUGGCUCGUCCACGAUGCCCAGCAAACGCGAUACCUGGCGCUCAAGGUGGGCAUCGCUGAGUCUCUCCCCAGAGAGAUUCCUAUUCUCCGCGCACUUGGUGCACCCGGAGAUGUGCCCGGCUCAGACGCGGUUCCGCACCUUCUUGACGAGUUUACCGUCGAGGGCCCCAACGGAACGCAUCCCUGCUACGCGAUCGCACCUGCCCUGACCAACCUCAGAGACACGUCCUUCAGCCGCCUGUUCCGAAUCGACGUUGCUCGUGCGCUAUGUUACGAGCUUACGCUCGCCCUGGCGUUCGUGCACUCGCGAGGAAUUGUCCAUGGAGAUAUACAUCUUCGAAAUAUACUAGUUCGCGCGCGCGACAGCUUCGAUAAUCUGACCGUUGCCCAGUUCCGCGAAAAAUUCGGCGAGCCCGACGUAUACCCGGUAACCAGGAUCGAUGGCGAGGACCUGCCCCCAAACGUGCCCAGCACCGCCGUUGUGGCUCUAGAAAUGGGCAAGAAAGCCCAAGACUUUUCGAUACAAGAUGCGCGUUUGAUGCUAAGCGACUUUGGAGAAUCGUUCAUCCCCGCAAGCGAAGUUCGCCUUGGGAAGGAUUGUCAUACGGUCUUUGACUCUCGCCCGCCAGAGGCUUAUUUUGAGCCUGAUGCGCCUAUGUCUUUUCCAGCGGAUGUCUGGAGCCUAGCCAUUGCCAUCUGGGAUAUCAUAGGCAUGCAGCCGCUAUUCAGUAGCGCGUUCUAUUCUGAAGACGCGGUCCGGUGCCAGAUUGUCGACCAGUUGGGCCCAAUGCCCCCCGAGUGGUUUCAGAAGUGGCCAGAACGUGGCCAUUUUUUUGACGAGCAAGGCCAGCCCAUCGAUGGCCGACGCCCGUGGCCAGGGAUAGAGCAGGCUUUUGAAGACUGUGUGCAAUCUUUCAGGCGGCAGGACGGCAUGGGUGUAUUUUGUGACGAGGAAUCGGCGGCGCUCCUCAACCUUCUCAGGAGAAUGCUAGCAUACAAGCCCGAGCAGCGACCGACUCUGCAGCAAAUAAUCACGUCUCAAUGGAUGAGCGUGUGGGCAAGGAAGGACUAUGAGCAAAGCAGACGUUUGGAUUCCUAA